Molecule: messenger RNA, 3351 nt
Organism: Galendromus occidentalis (western predatory mite)
Lineage: Eukaryota; Metazoa; Arthropoda; Arachnida; Mesostigmata; Phytoseiidae
Product: ribosomal protein S6 kinase beta-1
Exons: 11
Coding region: 234-1610 (458 amino acids)
Biological process (GO): signal transduction; protein phosphorylation
Molecular function (GO): ATP binding; protein serine/threonine kinase activity
Source: RefSeq, a predicted model, not a curated record
AUUUGAACGUGGUGCUCUGUGAGGUUCGUCCCGCUCGGAUCGCGUUCCCAGCGGAAUCCCAAGCGCGGAGGGACAUCGGUGCAAAUUUCACCGUCAUCAUCGUAAAUGCCUUUCUAGCGGAGCGUAGUCGGCAUCUCUGGUGGGCUCGCUGAUUGACUUGGCUUCCGGAUCGUUUUCGGGAAGCUAUCACCGAGGAGAGACUAUCUGGAAAAGUGGAACCUCGAUCAUUCAGCAUGGCCGGUCAGGAACUUUUCGAUAUGGAGCUGCACGAGGAUGGGGUUACCGAAGAAGAAGUCGGUGAUGAUGCCAUCGAUAUGGAAGCAGUAGAAGCCGUCGCCAAUGACAGAUCGAAGCCCCAUAGCGUCGACAUGGAUAGUCCGAAUGUCGAGCAAAUUCCCAUAUCGGCGGAAAUUGUGAACCCGAAAAAUAAAGUCAGUCCGAGAGAUUUCGAGCUACUCAAAGUUCUCGGCAAAGGAGGCUACGGAAAAGUUUUUCAGGUGAAGAAAAUCACCGGUGCCGACGCCGAUAAAAUCUUCGCGAUGAAGGUCCUCAAGAAAGCCACCGUCGUCCGGAAUCAAAAAGACACGGCUCACACGAAGGCGGAACGCAAUAUCCUGGAGAGUAUCAAACACCCGUUCAUUGUGGACCUCAUUUAUGCUUUCCAGACCGAUGGCAAACUCUACCUGAUCCUGGAAUAUCUCUCCGGUGGGGAGCUCUUCAUGCAUCUGGAGCGUGAGGGGAUCUUCCUCGAGGACACAGCUUGUUUCUACCUUGCGGAGAUCAUCCUCGCUCUGGAGCAUCUGCACCGCGAAGGCAUAAUUUACAGAGACCUGAAGCCUGAGAACAUUCUCCUGGACUCCGACGGCCAUGUCAAGCUGACGGACUUUGGUCUCUGCAAAGAAUCCAUCAUGGAAGGUGACAUGACCAACACCUUCUGUGGAACCAUCGAAUACAUGGCACCGGAGAUACUCAUGCGUACAGGUCACGGGAAGGCUGUCGACUGGUGGUCGUUGGGUGCUCUCAUGUACGAUAUGUUGACGGGCGCACCUCCUUACACGGCGGAGAACAGGAAGAAAACAAUUGAGAAAAUCUUGCGCUGUAAGCUCAAUCUUCCCCCGUAUCUUACGCCAGAUGCUAAGGAUCUUUUACGGAGGCUCCUCAGGCGCCAAGUUGGACAACGACUUGGUGCUGGCCAAGGAGACGCCGAGGACAUUAAAGUGCACGCAUUCUUCAAGAACACUAAUUGGGAUCGGGUCAUAGCCCGGGAUACCGAGCCCCCUUACAAGCCCCCGCUAGUCAGCGAGGACGAUACGUCUCAAUUCGACACGAAGUUCACCAAACAAACCCCGAUUGAUUCGCCCGAUGAUGGAAACAUGCUGUCGGACUCAGUGAACCAGGUUUUUGUGGGUUUCACCUACGUGGCACCUUCGGUUUUCGCCGAAUUACGGAAAUCCAGUCAUGAACCGACAGUGGUUGUGAAAGCGCGUUCUCCGAGGUUAUCCGCCAUACCAUUCACGUUACCUCUAAUCCCCGCUCUGGAAGACGAAGCAAUGGACACCUCCGGCGGUCUGUACAUACCGGCUCGAACCAAGCAUCCUACGUAUCAAUGAAAUAAUGCGUCUGUCAGCUGCUUAUCUAGCUUUCGAGGAAUACGUCCACUUUUAGAGGAAAUUGAGUAAUAUUGCCAUCUCGAGCGGAUUGUUUUGCUCUUUGUCCGCCGUGACGAGAUGGCUUAGGCCAAAUAGGAGAAUCGGUUAAUGGCCGUUCGGACCACAGUUGAUUGAUGGAAAUGAUUGUUGAGUUACUUUGAUAAUAGUUACCGCGAUGAUGAGAAAGUCGCGCAGCAGCUGAUACAUCGCAGGUGGGGAGUCCGACCCGUUCAGGAGGAUUCUGGAGAGUUUGGAUGCGCCACGCGUGAUUUCCGUCACGAUAAUUACUUGAGGGGGAAAGAUUCGAAGCGGGAGCAUGUGCUUCGCAGAAAGGAAUCGAGUUUGCCUGUGUUCCAAUUAAGAUGAUAUUCAAGAAGUUGAUCGAUUGUUCGACAACAUGCUCUGAUACAAGACCUCCAUGAUCAUUGCCGAAGCCCUCCUUUUCUGCCUCGGGGUCGUGCGUCGACACCAUGCGAUUGCAAGCGAUAUAUCUGUAGCUCAUCUCUCCGAGAUUGCGCAUGUUGCUUAGAUCACCGAAUCGCCAGAAGUUUCGCCCUGGGGGAGCGGGGCAGCUCACGUGCCACAAAUCGGAGAAGUCAUGCGAAUGAUUCUUCAUGGGUUCGGGUCUUAAAUCGGACUCCGAAGUCGUUUGAUGUACUUGGUCGUCUUGUACAUCUGUCUGUAAGGAGGUACUCUUAUGCGAAUCUGAAUCAUUUCGGGGACCUCCAUCUGCCUUGCCUCAUGUUGGGAAUAUGAGACACACUGAUUUCGCGUGGCUUUCUUCGUAAUGCUGUAUGACAAGUUCGGAAUCUGCCGCGGAAGUACCGUCGACAUGAGCACCGCUGUCGGGUCCCGCCUGCGCACGUUUUUGUGCAAUUCUCAGAGCAUUUCAGAAAUCGAGAUGCCUCACAUCUCCUCAAUGGUUCCUCUCGAGCCUGGCUCGGAUUCCUCAGCUUGGGAUAUAUCGCGGGAAAUUGAACAAGUCCGGUGUUCCGCUUCCAGCCCACGAGGGCAGGUAUCCCUCGUGAGGCGUGAUGACGUACAAUGCAUCCCUUGAGCGUGUAUAGGCUGGAAGGUCCCGUCAGUACCGGAAGGGGAGGACCCUUCAGAUGAAUGCUCUUUCUCUCUUCGGCAUCUUCCUGGGAAGGAAUUGUUUCGGAGGAAAGAGAUGAACUUAUCGACUCGAAGGAGGAGAAUAGCAACUUAUUAGGCUCCGGUUGAAUAUUGGGGGGGAACGACCAUUCCUGUUUCUAAGAUGCCGUUGAUUGAAGAGUCGCGCACACUCUGCCCCCGUGAAAAAUCGUCAAGGGCCGUCAAGGGAGAAGUAAAUAUACAUACGAUAGCUGAUACUGUAGAUGAGAGAAAAAAAGUCAUUGUGAGGAGAUCGGGACGAGAAGAUCGAUUGGGAGACUCUCGAGCGUUGAAGGAGCCCGCUUCAUCUCCCGCGGACAACCCACAAACCCAUGCUUGUCAGUCUUGAGUUCUGAAAAUCGAGAGGUCGCCUAAGGGAAUCGUCGGCUCCCUGAAUCGGAGCGAGUUGACCCAGGAUGUCUGGGCGCCGAACGCUGAAUGGAAUAGGAGUUGGGAAACUCACCCCACUUUUGUUAGAGCCAUUCCGCUCCCGAUGCCGGAUGAUAGAGGAACAAACGUUGCAUGCAUCGGCGUCGGCUCAAUCAAAAUAAAAAUCUGAUUUUCUAUACUA